Indicator indicator is the source of this 1683-nucleotide messenger RNA. It is a transcript of the gene TBCCD1, whose product is annotated as TBCC domain containing 1. The transcript is spliced from 6 exons. NCBI's taxonomy places the organism in Eukaryota, Metazoa, Chordata, Aves, Piciformes, Indicatoridae. Gene Ontology annotation, cellular component: spindle pole centrosome. The coding region runs from base 1 to 1683 and encodes 560 amino acids. The record is from RefSeq and is a predicted model, not a curated record. Gene Ontology annotation, biological process: maintenance of Golgi location; maintenance of centrosome location.
AUGGAGGCGGCGGUGGCGGCGGUGGCUCCGGUGCGGCUCUGGGUCAAAACAGAGCCGUUCCUGGUGGGUGUCCUGCCAGUCCCGCCGCCCGCCCGCCUCGGUCCCCACUACCUGCGGAAGAUGGCGGUCUACACCCGGGCGCGGGCGGCCGAGGGUUGCUUCCCGCGGCUGUCGUGGCCCCGCUGGCGGCACAUCGCCUGCGGGAAGCUGCAGCUGGGCCGCGGCCUGGCCUGGCUCUACUUCGAGCUCUUCCACAGUCUCCUGCGGCGGGACCCGCCAGGUCGCCUUGAGUGGGCCGAGGCCGAGGCGGCCUGUGCCAGCGCCGACGAACUGGAGCGGGAGCGGAGUAAGCUGUCGGUAGAUACUCUGCAGUUCCUGCUCUUCCUGUACAUACAGCAGGUGAACAAGGUUUCUCUGCGGAGGUCUCUGAUCGGGGAGGAAUGGCCCAGCCCCAGGACCAAGUCUCCCAGCCUGUCUGGAAAAUCUACCAGCGACAACAAGAACUGGAAUGAUCAGGACCACCUUGCCUUUGUGCAGAGCCACCUCUUGGAUAUGCUGGAACUGCUGCUGGAGCCCGAGCAGCUCACUGCCUCCUCCCAUUCCACCCACAGCAGCACGGUGUCCUACGAAGCCGUCUGUGCCCUCAGCUUUCUGGUUGAAGGGGCUGUGAGCAAAUGCAGGACAGUCCGUCCCCUGCACGAGCUGGCUCUCUGGCAGCCCUGCCACGAGCCCAACGGCUACUCCAAGGUCUCCAGAGCCUUCUCCUUGCCCAAGCUGGAGAGCUGGCUGCGCUCUUGCCUGACCACAAACCCCUUUGGAAUGAGCGCCUGCCUCAGGGCUGGGAAGAAACUGGCGUGGGCACAGCAAGUUGAAGGGACAACCAGGAGAGCAAAGAUUGCCUGCAAUGCUCGAGGGGUGCCUGAGGAGUCCUCCAUGGUGAUCAUGAGUCAGGUCUACAAGCAGACCCUGGCCAAGAGCUCGGAUACCCUGGUGGGGGCUCAUGUGAGAAUUCAUCGCUGCAAUGAGUCCUUCGUUUACCUCCUCUCUCCCCUCCGGUCUGUCACCAUCGAGAAGUGUCGCAACAGCACUUUUGUGCUUGGCCCUGUGCAGGCAUCUGUCCACGUCUACAGCUGUGACAACGUCAAGGUCAUUGUCAUUUGCCACCGUCUGUCCCUUUCCUCCACCACUGGCUGUACUUUUUACACUCUGACACCUACCCAGCCUCUCAUCCUCCCAGGCAACCAAGCAGCCACCUUUGCCCCUUACCACACACAUUACCCCACGCUGGAAGACCACAUGGCUCAGGUGGGCUUGGCCACUCUGCCAAACCACUGGGACAACCCCAUGCUGGUGUGCAGGGAGAGUGGUGACACGAGUGUCUUCAGCCUCAUGCCUCCCUCGGACUUCUACACCUUCGUGGUUCCUUUUGAGAUGGAAGGAGACACCACAGAGACACCAGGUGGCCUUCCCCAGCCCUACCAGAAGGCGCUGAGUCAGCGAGAGCAGAAGGUGCAGAUCUGGCAGAAGACUGUGAAGGAGGCAGGUCUGACCAAGGAUCAGAGGAAACAGUUCCAGAUACUGGUGGAAAACAAAUUCUAUGAGUGGCUGGUCAAGACAGGGAACCGCCUGCAGCUGGACAGCCUCGUCCCUCCUGCAGUGGGCUCCAAGCAGGCAGCAGGAUAG